Durusdinium trenchii is the source of this 2013-nucleotide messenger RNA. NCBI's taxonomy places the organism in Eukaryota, Dinophyceae, Suessiales, Symbiodiniaceae. The record is from the annotation of a GenBank genome assembly.
UUGCAGGACCAACCAUUGAACGUCACCACCUCGUUGGAAGCCCAUUGCCGAGUUGUUUCACAGACUCAUCAGGCGUUCAUCAUCCGCAACCGUUCGUAUGAUCGCUUUGCAGGAGGUGCAGCGUUUCGCGAGGCUUCCCGCCCGACUUUUGGAGGACGUCUCACACGAAGUGCUCGUUUUGGAGAUUUGACGAGACUUCCUGUCGCACUUUUGGAGGCCUCAGAGCGGACCCAACAGGCCCAAGCACUUGGUGCCCAGAUCGACAGGCCAACCAAGUUGGUGGGUGGUUGGGAGCAGAAACGGCACGGCGUUGCAGACGUUUCCGCGACAAAUGGUGCGGACGCGUAUUUGAAGUUUCUCCACCGUGAAAUUGCUGCGCAGAGAGCUUUCGUGAGGGACAUCAAGAAUGCCAAAAAGAAUGCCAGAAAGGAGUCGCAGCCCACAAAGCUUCAAGGGCGGAAAGACUUGCAGGGCGGUGGUCAGCCUCAUGCAGAAUCUGCUUGGCAUUGUGUUGUCUCCCCCGUGAAUCCACAAGUGCGCGUGGCUUUGGAAGCCCUUAUCUCUCAACAGGCUUGGUCUCUUCCUGGACAGCAGUUUGCUUACUUGUAUUCGCUUGGCCGUGCUAUCCAGAACAGAACAGUGCCUGCGAGACACCAUUUUGAUGCUUUAGUAACGCGAGAUGCUGCUCGUGAAGGAGCGCUCUCGCCGCUGGGUUUUGCCCAACGUGCAUUUUUCUGUGACAAGAGCAGCAAGUUGUCAGAGGUCAUUGCUUCACCGUUGGGCUUUGGGGCGGUCUACCAGGACAUGGCCCUUCUCGUGGCGUUGGAGCUCAGGCAUGCUGAGCGCUUGUGCUGGCCCGAAGCAGCCACUAUGACAGGGCGGACCAUUGUGACCGAGAUUGCUCUUGGUCGCUGCCAUACAGCGCGAUCCUCGCUCCAAGGACUUGCAGGCGCUGUUCCUUUGGCGCGCUUACAAGCAGAAUAUCAGCAAGGUGCUGAUUCUGUGUAUUUCCCACACUUGGGAAUUAUUGCCAUUCUCAGUCAGAGGCUUGAGCGGCUCAAUAGCCCAGCUCAGGCUGCACACAUUCCAAAAGAUUCGGUUCAACCAAGCCUUUACGCAAACAAGCUAGAUAGUGACCAGAAUGCUUCACACAGCACAUACGCAAACAAUGGGCUGCUGCAAAAUGUAAUCAGACAGUUACUUUACAACUCUUUCUUCAAUCUGCUCAAUCUAGGUAAGCUUUCAAGCCACAUAUAUAUAUAAUUUGCAAGUGACAAACACAUUUUUGGUCAUUGACUACUUGCUGGUUGUUGGCAAGGUCUUACCCAAGCAGCACUUAUUUCUUGCACCAAGUCAUCUAACAACUGCGUUAAUCGUGCCUCUUUGCUAGUUAACCUGGAAGAAUCUGAAGUACAAGAACUCGCCAUCCGCCCCCCCCACCAAUCAACUAAGGGUCACUAGGAUGUAGGCCUUUACGGUUCAAGGUUUUCGGUUUUAGAGUUUAGGGUUAUCCACUUUGAGUCCGCAUUGCACUUUUAUUUGCAUGGAAGAAUUGUAAACUUGAUCAUUAUUGAACCGUAAAACAUCAAUUUCAAUAUAGCCGCCUUAGCAUUGUUAUUCACCGGUUUCCCCUAAUGUUCGAAAAUAUCAUCAUCCGUUCGCCACAACCGAUGCCAAAGCCUGGCAUGACGAAUGCCCGUUUGCGUUGUUAUUUGCAGGGAAUUGAGUGCCCCCUGAAAGCUCCGGUUCACGGUGAGUUCUGUGCCAAAUCCUUACAAGGAUUUCUUAAAAGAGUAGUCGUCAACGCUUGCUGGGCCCCCCUGAGACAAAUUCUGAAUCGAGGUCCUUCGAGGGCUCUUCCUGUUUUGCUUGCUGAGUACUCUCGCAAAUUUGUUGGUGUGCCAACGCUGACAGCAACAAAGUGAAAGGCUGACUGCAUAAAUGCAGGAAUUCAUACGUGGCUGCGUGCCUACCAAUUAGUUGAACCACAGGGAGAAUGACAGGCCGUGAAAA